UUGAAUCCUCAAGAUGAAGACACUUGUUGUACUGUUGGUGAUUUCAGUUUUCUUGGUUUUGCAGUUCUAUAACUCCGAUGGGUUUUCUUUCCCCUCUAUCAUCGACGACGCAAGAGACGCUAUGAUGAAAUUCUCGACGGGAACAUAUACAGUCUCAAAGAAGRCUCCUGUGCAUUAUCGUAAAAAGCCUUCCUCAUCUUCACGUCGUCGUCGAAGAUCUUCCGGCUUUCUUGGGAAAGUUGAAAGGUCUAUACUGGAAGCACAAGCGAGCGGCAAUAGAAGAGCAAGCCUGUCCAGACUGACAAGAAACAUCAAGUUGGCACUUUCCAAGAAAAGUUACCUCUUCGCAAGAAAGACGCUCGGUCAAGCCCUUUACAGUGCUUUAUCMACCAGAMGAUCUGGAAAACGAUCAGUCAUUAAUUAUGGUGCUCAGUACCUCAAAAAGUUGAAGAAUGAAUUAGGUGAAACAUUCUUUAACAAGUUGGUUGGGUUCAAYGAUGAUAAGACACUGAUGUUUGCUAUUGAUGACACUGGAAGUAUGAGUGGUGAAAUCCGCGCAGUGAAGGACAUUUCAAUAGCGCUGGUCAAUGACAUGAAAGGAAAAUCGGGCAUCAACUAUAUUCUGUCAGUUUUUAACGACCCACUUUCAGCCAUGCCGUCUGAAGCCCAGGUGUUUGAAGAUGGAACAAAGAUGGUCACGGCACUGAACAAACUAAGAGCUCAUGGCGGUGGUGACUUCCCAGAGCUGACAUUCACAGGCAUGCAGCGUGCUUUAGAAGCAGGACCCCAGGAAGGUUCUCCAAUGUUCGUCUUCACAGAUGCCACAGCGAAAGAUGUAGCAAAAUACAAGGAGAUGGUAAUUGGUUCUGCUAAAGAUUUUGGCGUCAAUGUCAACUUUAUGGUGAGAGGAAGUGCAGCCUCAACAUUUGCUCCGUUUAUUGAAACAGCCAAGGAAACCUGUGGAAUGGUUGUAAGACUGAAAGAUUCCCUUGAAAUAAAGAAACUUGCGAACAUUGCCAAGCUUUCCUUGAAAAACUAUGUUUGCAUGCGGAAUGACGAGAGCAAGGACGUACCAACAGGAAAACGCUCAGCAUCUAAAAGACACGUAAUCUUUGUUGAUGACUCACUGGAGAAAAUAAUAAUUUCCGUCUCCACAGUGAGACGAAACCCUGUCGUCACUCUUCGAAAUCCAAGAGGAAGGGUACAAUAUAGAGGAAAGAUCUCUCUCUACAACGCUAUCAUUUAUGAACUGUACAGGCCAAUGGCUGGACGAUGGACUCUGACUGUAGCUGCCAGUGCUGGAAAAUACCAAUACCUGGUCAGAGGUACUGGUACAAGAAACAUCGAUUUUGAUUACUAUUUCAUGAUGGUACCCACCAGAGGAAAGAAGGUUCCAAUUCCAAUCAGCCAGCCCUUAGCUGGUCAAAAGGCAAACACCAUUGUAACUGUAACUGGAGUCGAAAAGAUCCGAACCAGCACUCUAAAACUAGACGUGAUUGACAGCAAACGCGGAACAGUUCUUAGGACCCUCACUCUAACACCACGCAAACGAUCCAAAGAACAUUUCUUGGUGUCAUUCUCUCCGCCAUCCAAGCCAUUCAGGUUCCGACUGAGAGGGAAAACCUUAGCUGGAAAUAACUUUGAAAGAUCGUCWAAGAAGACCGUCAAGCCACUGACAGCUUUGGUUCGAGUGUACAAAGCHAUGAAUGGUCUUCUUGCUCUCCCAAGAGGUAGACGCAUGUAUGUUGUCAUGAAGAUCUUCAACAAUGGGCCAACUGAGGUGUUCGAUGUCGCUAUCAACGAUCCUCUGGGUUAUGCCACGUCAAGGCGUAAACUGCAAGUGAAAGUCUAUGGCAAGAGGGAUCGAAGGUUUGCUUGA
Exaiptasia diaphana is the source of this 1879-nucleotide messenger RNA. RefSeq lists its product as uncharacterized. The record is from RefSeq and is a predicted model, not a curated record. NCBI's taxonomy places the organism in Eukaryota, Metazoa, Cnidaria, Anthozoa, Actiniaria, Aiptasiidae.